This is a messenger RNA of Periophthalmus magnuspinnatus, 4974 nucleotides long. RefSeq names its product sperm associated antigen 5 (gene spag5). Lineage: Eukaryota; Metazoa; Chordata; Actinopteri; Gobiiformes; Gobiidae. Gene Ontology annotation, biological process: regulation of attachment of spindle microtubules to kinetochore; cell division. The transcript is spliced from 25 exons. The record is from RefSeq and is a predicted model, not a curated record. The coding region runs from base 81 to 4847 and encodes 1588 amino acids.
GUUUAUACUGCGUCUAAAAGCAUCUCAUGGUUUCUGGCAGUUUCCUCAUUAACGAUAAGGCUGGUGAAUAGAAAACAAGAAUGUCAUUCCGACUGUCUAGUUCUGGUGGAGAUGCCUUGCAGUCUUUCACCAGAAGUGGAGGACGUACUCCUUUGAGAAGUCUACAAAAUGAAAUUCUUCAUCCCUCAACAGAAUCCUCUAAUGUCCCCCCAAAACCCAUUGUCAGUUCAGAACCAGUAAAACAUGCCAAGGUAAUUGUUGCACUUGAUGACGCACUGAAGAAUGCCCCUGUUAAUAGUACUGACGGUAUGACAGCCCAGUCCAGCAAGGAGCAUUUUGAGCAUACCUCUUACAGCACUGAAGAGCUGGACAUUGAACAUACUUUUAAUUCUAGUGAUGUAAUAUUAAAGUCUUAUGAGUGCGAUGGUGGGAAUGUGGAAAUUUCAGAUGAGCUUGUUGAAAAAUCUGAUGACAGUAUUGCUUUGCCUGAAAACGGGCUUAGUGAAUAUCCACAACAUGGACAGACUCUUGAUUCAAGUAAUAUCUUCGAUGUCACUAAUGACUGUAACACCGAAGAAGAAAAAACAGACCACCUUUACUGCAAGAGGGAAACUAGUAUGGCAUCUGUAAUCAGCACAGAUGAAGUUCUACGAUACAACCCAAUUGACGCAGUUGCUGACAUAACCUUGAAAUCCCUAAACUGUACGGGAGGGGAGAUCGAAAUCACAGACUCUAUUCAUCUUGAUGACCAAACCAUUCCUUUACCAGCUGGCCAGAGCAGGGGUGAUGCAGAGUCUUACAAUGAGAGAACACAUUCAAACCUUUUCACAGAGGAAGUUGAUCAUAUAGAGCACCCCUACUGUGAUACAGGAGCAGUGGAUUUUCAUGUCUUAAAUGAGCCAAGUGCUCAUGAAGUUUUGAAUGAGAAAGACCAGACGGAGAAAGACGCCGAUUACAAAGAUGUUUCUCUGAUUAACUCUAAGCUGGAUAAUGAAAGUUAUAACGCAAGCAUCAAGGCAGCUUCUUUUGUAUCUGAGGGGCAAUCUUGCCAAGAGCAACUGGAUACCAAUGGCAUAUUAAAACAAACUGAUAAUCACAUUGAAGAAAACGACACAUUACAGGUAAGCCUAAUAAAAGACGAAAUCGUGGAUGCCUCAUUGCCAGAAGAUGCGUCUCCAUUAUUAAACACUAGUCAAUCUGAAAAUGGCCAACAGCCUACGCAAGAAAAAUCACACCUUGAUCUUAGUUCCAUAGCUUUGUCACAACCCUCAUCCCAUGACAGCCACCACAAGACCAUAUCAGCUACAUCUAAUGCUUAUCUGGAUAAUGAAGCGAUGAAUAUUUCAAAAAAAUUGCCAGAAGAUGCAUCUCCAUUAUUAAACACUAGUCAAUCUGAAAAUGGCCAAGAGCCUACACAAGAAAAAUCACACCUUGAUCUCACUUCUAUAGCUUUGUCACAACCCUCAUCCCUUGAAAGCCACCACGAGACCAUAUCGGCUACAUCUAGCCCUAAUCCUGAGGUUGAAGAGAUGAAUAGUUCAAAAAGUGAAUCCCAAGUCCACUCCAGUGUUCCUCCAAGUCAGGGCUGCGAUACAACCGACAGUGCUCUUGGUUUGUCUGCCAAUGUUCCUCCUGUAUCUACCAAACAACCACAAGCUGAAACCCUUCCCGAUGUUUUCAAGGCCAUCUCCGAGUGCACCCCCCUCCAGUUGAAAUUCCUCACUCCAAUAGUCCGUAGAGCCUCCCUAGCUUGUAAGCAGGCUCAAAAGGAACUGGGUAUAGAUCAGAUUGUCACGGAUGAUUGCGCACCGUCACAGCAUAAAUCUGUUGCGCGUCCCAUUGAUGUUGACCAUGCUGAUUUAUGGCAAGAGCACCUUGACAGUCCAAUGCCACGUCCUCUGUUCAAUUCAACUGAGCUGGUUCACAGAUCUCAGCCGUGCGUAGCGAUGGAAAUGAAUGAAGAUGUUUCUCCUGCACAGCCUAGAGUUGAUAAGCCAGUUCUGGAUGUCCCUGUGAUACCGGAAGGUCCACUGCAGCAGCAGCUUCGACAAAUGGCAGAAUUUCUCAUGUUGGCUUCAGGAAAGAUGGGUCCUGUUCAUGUACCAGCUCCCGCCUCCCCUCCGCCCCAAGCCGAACACUGCGAUGUCUGUGUGGGCACAAGUCCAAUGAAAAUGGUCACUCAUAGCAUCAAUACAUCCGGACAGUUUGAGAGAAAAAGAAGCAUCUCUGUUGAAGAUCAGGGUACUUUGACGGACCCGCUCCUCUGGAAUGUACCUAUGGGCAGUCUGGAGGACGUCCACAGGCCUGAGUUGGAGCAAAGGUUACUGUCCACCAUGAUCAUUGUGGAGGCUUUGGUGCAGCAGCUGGCGGCAGCUCGAGCGCACACACUGCCCCCUGCUGGAGCUGCCCCGUCAGAGCUCCGGGAGAGAGCAGUACAGACAGAGCAUACAGAACUCAGUCAGACUUCAAUGAACAGACACCUGUAUUUGGAAGCUCUGAACAGAAUUACAGAGUUAGAGAUGGAUGCCAGUUCACUACAAAAUCUCAUUCAGUACAUGCAGAAUGUGAAGACAAAUAUGAAUGUGCUAACCCAUGAUACUGAAGCAGCUCUACGUCAAAUGAAACGGAUUGGAGAUGUUGUUACAGAAGACCAUAAUAGCCUUGUUUCAAAUUACGCUCAGAUGAAGUCACUGGUGGGGAAGUCGAGGGAAUCUCAAGUGAGAAUGAUACAGAAGGUCAAAGAUGCUCUCCAGGACAGAGAGGACAUGCGUACAAAGAUGGAGGAAGCAUUCUCUGCUAAGGACACUGCCUACAGUGUGAUGGGCCAGCUGAGAAAACACUGUUCCACUGAAAUCUCUGAGCUGGAGAAAUGUGUGGGAUCACAGCAAGAACUGUUGUCUGCUCUGCGAAAAGCUCACCCAGAACAGGUUUCACUGAAUAAGGCUUAUUCUGAAACACUGAACUCUGCUUCAGUGCUUCUGUGUAAAACCACAGACGAACAGUCCAGUCUGGCAAAAGAGCUCUUCGCCGUGAGGGGCCUGCUGCAGAAGUGCACCCCGAUGCUUCAGAGCCUGAACAAGAAGGCAGACACUGCUCUGAGAGAGCGGGACGAGCAGAUCGCUGAGAGGGACCAAGCCGUACAUGAUAAACAACAGACUGAAGAGGAGCUAAACGAGGCACUCCACAAUCUCCAAACUGCACAGCAACAGAUCAGUGAUUUGAAUCUACAAGUGACAAUUCUGACAUCAGAGAUGGGAGUGUUGCGCCAAAAGCUGAGUGAGAGUGAUGAGGAGCGGGCUCAGCUGGACAGAAAGGCCACCGAGCUGUCGGCCACUGUGUCCUCCACUUUGGCAUCGUACACGUUUUUGGAACAGGCUCUCGUUUCCGAAACUACAAAGUUGCAGCAGUCAUGGACGGACAUAAAGCAAGCCAAAGACAGGGUUCAAGAAUUGGAGUCCUCUCUGGUCCAGUCCGAGCAGUGUGUGAAUGAUCUGUCUGCGGCUCUGGCGCACAGUGAGGACCAGGUCUCUCAGCUGUGCGCUCUCUCUGAGGCUCAGGCUCAACAGCUGCAGCAGCUCCAGGAAAUGUGCACCCAGCUCCGGGGAGUACGCGAGGAGAACGAGUUUUUGCAAAUGGAAAAUGAGCUGAGCAGGGAACAAAUGGCGGAGAGUGAGCGCAUGCUGCGGGAAAACCUGCAGAGUCUGAGGGAGAGGAACAUCCAGUGUGAAGACCUGAACACAGAACUCAGUCAACUUCAACAUGCAAACAAGAACCUACAAGAAGAGCUGGAAUCUGUAAGAACCAAACUGUCCACCAGUCACAUGGAGCACAAGGAACAACUGGAACAGAUCGUCACUGAAAUCGCCAUUUUGCACCACACUGUGAGGAGUAUGACCAAUGAGCUGCAGGCUUCUAUAAAGGAAGAGCAUUCAGAUGAGCCAUCUCCUCACAACAUCUCCGGCUCCUCUGUGGACAGUGUCAUGGUGGCACCAACAACUGAGCAGGAAGAAAGCCCCAAACUCGCUGCUUCAGAUUCAGCAGAUGUACCAUUUCACCUGGUCUUCAGCGAGAGCAGUGCCUUCACGCGCAUCACAGCAUUCACUCCAAAGAGGGGGCGGCGUUCCGAGAGCGACACGGAGGAGCAGAGCAGUGUGUCCGAGCUGCUGGUCGGGCUGGACUCCACGGUCACAGAGCUUAGAAACACCCUGGUCUCAGAGCAGCAACGCAAAGACGCACUGCUGAAGGAGAGACAAGACGCCAUAUGCCGCCUGCAGAGGGAGCUAGAGGCUGCAAACAGCGCUCACCAAACUGAAGUGUCAGAGCUGCAGUUUGAGCUAAAUCGGCUCAAGGCUCGGAUGGAAAAGGCCAAUGCAUCUCUACAACAGAAGGCCCAGGGUGAAAAAACUGUGUCGAAGUUGGUGACUGAGAUGAGUGAGAUUCAAGAGAUGCACAACAAACUCAAAGCUGACAAUAAUGAGUUGCGUAAAGAAGUGGUGGAGCUGCGUCACUCUCUGAAGCAGUCAAAGUCUGAGACUCAUUUUCUACGUGACGAGCUAAAGAAGCGCGAUGGUUGGUCAGCUCCAGACUUCAUGGACGAGAAGAUCGGCUUAUUAAAGGAGAUAAACAAGCUAAAGAUGAGCCUACAGGCCGAAGAGCAGGCUCGAAAUAAACUUCUGGAAAGGGCAAAAAGACAUCAAGGAAUCUACCUGUCCAAUCAGCAAAAGAGCGAGAAGGAGCUCCAGAUGUUAAGUAAAAUGAUCAAUAAAGUCCGAGAGACUCUGCUGUCUUUGCCUGCGAGUGUGACAAAAUGUGAACAAUUGCAGCAGCUUAUUGAAUAUGUCGGCUAGUUUUUCUAUGUUGUAUUUAUGUAUUCUGUUCUUUUUUUGACAGCUUUCAACUUAGUUUUAAUGUGUUUGAAAUUACAAUAUUUGCCAAUAAAGCAAAAAUAUAUUACAAAAUAAACAUGUUUUCUAC